This is a messenger RNA of Bipolaris maydis ATCC 48331, 1694 nucleotides long. Its product is annotated as arginine-tRNA-protein transferase. Gene Ontology annotation, molecular function: arginyl-tRNA--protein transferase activity. NCBI's taxonomy places the organism in Eukaryota, Fungi, Ascomycota, Dothideomycetes, Pleosporales, Pleosporaceae. Gene Ontology annotation, biological process: protein arginylation. Gene Ontology annotation, cellular component: cytoplasm. The record is from RefSeq and is a predicted model, not a curated record.
UACAUACAUACAUGUGCACACAAACAAUCUCCCACACAUACUCCCACCACACGCACUCACUCCCUCGCCCUCGCCCUCUUCCUCCUCCUCACAACCCUGCGCCGCCACCAUCCCCCUCGUCCUCGCGACUGGCACCACCCCCACCGCCGACCACGACGCUUAUGCUGCCCUCAUGCAGUCGAGCGCAACGCCCGCCGGCUACCGCAGCAGCGAUGAGUGUGGAUACUGCAAAGACGACGCCAAUUCUCGAGCCAGCUUCUACUUUCUCUCCAAACGCUUGACCGUUGAAGUCUACCAGCUGCUGGUCGACCGCGGUUGGAGGAGAUCCGGCACUCUCUUCUACAAGCCAGACGUCCUGCGCCACUGCUGCCCCCAUUACACAAUUCGCCUGCCCGUUGCCUCGUUCAAGCCCGCCAAAGACCAGCGGAAAGCCGUCAAUCAUUGGAACGACCAUGUGCUAGGCGAGUCGUAUAUCAAAGAGGCUUCUAGGCUCUACCCGCUGUCCAAACAAGAAAAGGCUCGGCUAAAGAACACGUUUGACCUUGUCCGAGAGGUGCACAGAGCAGAGCUGCAAAACAUCAAACAGCCGCCUGAACCCGCCCAUCGCUUCGAGGUGACACUUGAACCCGCAGUCUUCACGGCGGAGAAGUACGACUUGUUCAAGAACUACCAACAAACUGUGCACAAGGAACCCCCCAGCCAGAUAUCACAGUCAGGCUUCAGGAGGUUUCUCUGCGACUCUCCACUGCAGCAAACCUCACGCACUAUCAAUGGCAAAGAACAGCUCCUGGGCUCCUUCCAUCAGUGCUACCGCCUCAAUGGCCGACUGAUUGCAAUGGGCGUGCUGGACCUGCUGCCCCAUUGUGUCAGCGGUGUGUACAUGCUCUAUCAUUCCGACUUUGCAGAAUGGCAGUUUGGCAAACUGAGUGCUCUACGCGAAGCCGCCCUUGCACUCGAGGGCGGCUACGAGUACUACUACAUGGGCUACUACAUUCACACAUGCACCAAGAUGAAGUACAAAGGCGACUACAAGCCGCAGCACGUUCUCGAUCCAGAGUCGUAUGAGUGGCACCCCUUGGACGGUGAACUGCGUAGCCUGCUCGACAAGAAAAAGUACGUGUCCAUGGCCAGGGAGCGCCGGAGACGGGCGGACGGCGUCGACACUGCAGAACAAGACGACUAUUCAGACUAUCCCUUAGUUUCGCCUACCGAGGCCGCAAACGCAUGGAUGAACGGCAUGUCGCUUUUCCAUCUCAAGAUGCCAGGCGUCAUGACGGCCGAAGAGAUUGAAGAGAAGAUUGAUCUGGCUACAAUGCCGUUUCGCGCGGGUAGCCGACUGGUAGAGCUUCAGGAUCUUGUAUCAUGGGACAGUAGCGAUUUGCGGGAUCCUCAUUCGAUUCAAGGCAUGGUGGGUGAGAUGGUGGCUUGCAUGGGCCCCGAAGUUGCAUGGCAGAUUGUAGUCCAGUUGCGGUAGCAGAGAGACAGAGAGAGAGACAGAGCAUCAACUGUGACUGGAUGAAGUGGUGGCAUAACAUCUUCCUGUCAGCGCCUGUGACGUCUCGUUCGCUACUUGUUCCCCAAUUGUCAGCAAGCAAUCACAUGCUCAACGACAACAGCGAGGUGCAAAGACAGUCACACCGUUCGUGAAGAACCUCGGUACUUCACAUUGUCAAUUCAGUAUUCUAUGAUUAGUU